This is a messenger RNA of Plectropomus leopardus (leopard coralgrouper), 1380 nucleotides long. RefSeq lists its product as uncharacterized. The record is from RefSeq and is a predicted model, not a curated record. NCBI's taxonomy places the organism in Eukaryota, Metazoa, Chordata, Actinopteri, Perciformes, Serranidae. Gene Ontology annotation, biological process: generation of catalytic spliceosome for second transesterification step.
AUGCGCAUGAGCCGCGGCCAUACAAACUCACAGGAGUAAAGUUCAAAAUGGCAAGAAACGAGGAGAAACAACAAGGCAAACUGAACAGACUGUGGCUUCAGAAAGAGAGAGAGGAGGGACGCCUCAAAGAUGUACACGAACGGAGACCCAAGCUGUCUACUCUGAAUUCAGCCUCCUCUGUGAAAAAGUGGAUCCCCAGCAUCAAGAGUGAAAUAGAGUAUUAUUUGCAACAAUCCCAGCUGUCUCAUUACCCGGAGAGGAAGAUAGCCGAGUUCCAGCUGCACAUCGAGGCUUUAGAGAAACAGUACAAAAGCUUCAUCGCCAAACUACGAGUCCUCGACCCCACCUGCAAACACAAGCCGUGGACUCCUCGAGCGUACUGCAAAAGGAGAGCAGACACACAAGACUCUCCAAGUAUCGUUAAACACCCUCGGCCGUGUGAGUCGCAUGAUGGCAGCAGUCACUUGAGUGGAGGUGAGAGUGACGUGGCCAGCAACCAAACCUCAUCCCCUGAGAGACAGGAGUCUGUCACCCGUCCAGAGACCAGGUUUCAGACUACCAUCCUCACUGACCCAAACACAGAAGCCACAGAGGUAAUCUGUGCAGAUCAGGACCAGCCCCUCUCCUUUGACCGUACAAAGCUGGCGGUGGCAGCUGCUGCAUUCAGAGGAACAUCGUUUCAGAGAGGCUGCUCUGAAACACAAGGCCUUGCCAGGGUGCUGCAGUCCGGUCUACCAAACCUUGUUAAUGCUUCAUUAAGGCAAACUCAGAGCAGAGACUCACAGGAUGAUGGUGCAACAAUGGGAUAUUUUGUUGGACAAAAAAGUGCCUCUCAGGAAAAUGGUUCAGACUGUGAAACAGCAGAAAAUAUACCUGGAGAAUCAUCCAGUACUGGGACAACAGAGAAGAGGACAGGUCAUGUCCUGGGACUAGACUGUUACUCUUCCUCUGAUGAGGAGUGACACGUGAUGCUUUUCAUCAUACAUUACAUGUAAGGGUCUAUAUUGUCUUUACAAUUUGAAUUAUAAUAAAUUAAGUGCUUAACGGAACCUACCGAUGCUUUGCGUUCAUUUAAAAGCUUCCGUAAGUCCGAGACAACCCAAACAGACAUCAGAGAACUAGCGGUGAAAGCCCCCUGCUGCAUUUUCUCAAAUUACAAUGUCUCUGCCGAAAAGUUGCACAGGAACACACCAAACCGACAGCCAAGAAGCACAUUUGUUCUGCACCUGCGUGACAGGACAUACCCCUCCAUACCAGCAGACGGCAGGUAUCUGUAAUAAAAAAGAAUAACAUGGAGACUGUCUUAACACCAGUUAGCACAAAAACAACACAAUCAAAUUUUGAAAGAACAAAUCAUAGUUUGUACGCUAGUCAAAAAAA